This is a messenger RNA of Myxocyprinus asiaticus (Chinese sucker), 1956 nucleotides long. Its product is annotated as sodium-dependent neutral amino acid transporter B(0)AT1-like. Gene Ontology annotation, biological process: sodium ion transmembrane transport. The coding region runs from base 1 to 1956 and encodes 651 amino acids. The transcript has 12 exons. Gene Ontology annotation, cellular component: membrane. Lineage: Eukaryota; Metazoa; Chordata; Actinopteri; Cypriniformes; Catostomidae. The record is from RefSeq and is a predicted model, not a curated record.
AUGAAGUGGAAUCUGAAGUUGCCGAAUCCAGGCCUGGAGGACAGGAUUCUGAACCAUGAGGAGCUGGAAAAGUUGGAGGUGGAGGAGGCAGGUGACAGGCCCAAGUGGGACAACAAAGCCCAGUAUAUGCUGACCUGCGUGGGCUUCUGUGUGGGACUGGGCAAUGUCUGGCGCUUCCCCUACCUGUGCCAGAGCCAUGGAGGAGGGGCAUUCAUGAUUCCCUUCCUCAUCCUUCUGGUUUUUGAGGGCAUCCCUCUCCUCCAUCUGGAGUUUGCCAUUGGCCAGCGGCUAAGGAAAGGGAGUGUGGGAGUGUGGAGAACAAUUAACCCCUACAUGCUUGGUGUUGGUAUUGCAUCUAUGUCUGUGUCCUUUCUGGUCAGUCUCUACUAUAACACCAUUAUGGCCUGGGUCAUGUGGUACUUCUUCAACUCCUUCCAGGAGCCAUUGCCUUGGAGCCAGUGCCCCGUCAAUGCCAACAGGACAGGACUCAUUUCAGAGUGUGAGAGGAGCUCCCCUGUGGAUUAUUUCUGGUAUAGAGAGACUCUGAACUCCUCUCCAGCCAUAGAUGAAACAGGGGGUCUGCAGUGGUGGAUGAUACUCUGUCUGGCCUCUGCCUGGGCUUUGCUGUAUGUCUGCUGCAUCCGUGGAAUAGAAACGACUGGAAAGGCCGUUUAUGUGACUUCCACAUUGCCCUACGUAGUUCUUACCAUCUUCCUGAUCAGAGGACUGACUCUAAAAGGAUCCGUUGAUGGCAUUAAGUUCCUCUUCACCCCAGAUAUAAAUGAGUUAGCAAACCCCACCACAUGGCUUGAUGCAGGUGCACAAGUGUUUUAUUCAUUUUCUCUUGCCUUCGGGGGUCUGAUCUCCUUCUCCAGCUAUAACUCUGUACACAAUAAUUGUGAGCAGGAUGCAGUCAUCAUCUCCAUCAUCAAUGCCUUUACCUCAAUCUAUGCUGCCACUGUCAUCUAUAGCAUCAUUGGCUUUAGAGCUACAGAGAGAUUUGAUGACUGUUUAAAUGGAAACAUCUUGAUUCUUCUGAACACAUUUGAACUGCCAGAGGGAAACAUCACUGAGAGCAACUACGAAGCUGUUUUUCAGAGCCUUAACACCACAUACCCUGACAUCAUCGGCAACCUCACCCUGAAGGCCUGUGAUCUAAACAGCUUCCUCAGUGAGGGUGUGGAAGGAACAGGUCUGGCCUUCAUUGUGUUCACUGAGGCCAUCACUAAAAUGCCUCUGUCUCCAUUGUGGUCUGUCCUGUUCUUCAUCAUGCUCUUCUGCCUCGGCCUGUCCUCCAUGUUUGGCAACAUAGAGGGUGUUCUUGUUCCCCUGCAGGACCUGAAGGUCUUUCCUAAAAGCUGGCCCAAAGAGGUCCUUUCAGGACUGGUGUGUUUGGUGUGCUGCCUGGUUGGACUGAUAUUUGUGCAGGGCUCAGGGAACUACUGGCUAGCCCUGUUUGACAGCUUUGCUGGCUCAAUCCCACUCCUCAUCAUAGCUUUCUCUGAGAUGUUUGGAGUUGUGUACGUCUAUGGGAUUGACAGGUUCAAUGAAGACCUGAAGUUCAUGAUUGGACACAAACCUAACAUAUUCUGGCAAGCCACAUGGAGAGUCAUUAGUCCCCUAAUCAUGUUAGCCAUCUUCAUCUUCUACUUUUCCACUACUAUCACUAAGGAGAUCUUUUACAGUGCCUGGGACCCUGAAUCGGAAAAUUUCCCAACCCUCGAGAAGAAACCUUAUCCUUCAUGGAUCUAUGUGAUUAUCUUUUUCUUGGCUGGGAUCCCCAGUUUGGCUGUACCUGGAACAGCGAUUUUUAGAGCCAUACAAGACUUCUGCUGCAGAAAAGAUCGUGGUGCUCCAGUUCAGGAACUCAAUUCCAUAUCUUACAAAAUUCAUAUGCAGGAUGAAGAACAGAAGACCCACAAGUCAGAAAAGGCUGACCAAAACCCCCACAAAUAA